AUGAUAGUGUCAAAAAUUGUAGCCGUAUGUAUUAUCGCUUUUACUAGAGCUAUCGAAUUAACGUUUGAAUUAUCCGACAAUGCAAAUCAGUGCUUUUUUGAGGAUAUCAAGGCUGGCGUUGACUGUGUUAUUGAAUAUCAGGUGGUAACAGGUGGUCAGUAUGAUGUAGAUAUGACGCUUCAAGAUAAGGAAGGUAAAAUCUUGUAUCAAGGUACCAAAAAACAGUAUGAUAGUUUUUCGUGGAAAACAGAAACAGAAGGAACAUACAAGGCAUGCUUCUCAAAUGAAUUUUCAACUUUUUCACAUAAGGUAGUUUACAUGGAUUGGCAAAAAGGAGACGAGGGUCAACUCUUACCAAGUGUCGGUAAAGCGACUUCACGAAUAGCAGCCAUGACACAACUUGAAACGUCUGCAUCAGCUAUCGGUGACCGACUGAGGCUAAUUGAUGAUUAUCAAACACAUCACAGAUUGAGAGAAGCUACUGGGCGUAAGCGCGCGGAAGAUCUUAAUGAGCGCGUUUUACUGUGGUCUUUGGGACAAACGGCUGUUAUAAUCACUUUGGGAAUAGCACAGGUAACACAUUAA
Molecule: messenger RNA, 585 nt
Organism: Acanthocheilonema viteae
Lineage: Eukaryota; Metazoa; Nematoda; Chromadorea; Rhabditida; Onchocercidae
Source: the annotation of a GenBank genome assembly